This is a messenger RNA of Protomyces lactucae-debilis, 1480 nucleotides long. RefSeq names its product beta tubulin. Bases 76 to 1407 code for a protein of 443 amino acids. Gene Ontology annotation, cellular component: cytoplasm; microtubule. The record is from RefSeq and is a predicted model, not a curated record. Gene Ontology annotation, molecular function: GTP binding; GTPase activity; structural constituent of cytoskeleton. Gene Ontology annotation, biological process: microtubule cytoskeleton organization; mitotic cell cycle. The transcript has 6 exons. Lineage: Eukaryota; Fungi; Ascomycota; Taphrinomycetes; Taphrinales; Protomycetaceae.
CAACAACAGCAGAGACACUCACCAACUGCUACUACAGACUAGAGACUACUCCAGCUACCAAUCCAUCAACCAGCAAUGAGAGAAAUCGUUCAUCUACAGACAGGACAAUGCGGUAACCAGAUCGGAGGUGCCUUCUGGUCCACCAUCUCAGGCGAGCACGGUCUCGAUGGCAAUGGUGUCUACUGCGGUGACUCUGACAUCCAGCUCGAGCGCAUGAAUGUCUACUUCAACGAAACCUCCUCCAACAAGCAUGUUCCGCGUGCCGUGUUGAUUGAUCUCGAGCCCGGUACCAUGGACGCCGUUCGUGCUGGACCAUUUGGCAACCUCUUCCGACCAGACAACUUUGUCUUUGGUCAGAGCGGCGCCGGCAACAACUGGGCAAAAGGACACUACACAGAAGGUGCCGAGCUCGUUGACUCUGUGCUCGAUGUCGUGCGUCGUGAAGCCGAGGGCUGCGACUGCCUGCAAGGUUUCCAAAUCACACACUCACUCGGUGGUGGUACGGGUGCCGGUAUGGGAACCCUUCUCAUCUCCAAGAUUCGUGAAGAGUACCCAGACCGUAUGAUGGCCACUUUCUCCGUGGUGCCCUCUCCCAAGGUCUCCGACACGGUGGUGGAACCUUACAAUGCCACCUUGUCCAUCCACCAGCUCGUGGAGAACUCGGACCAGACUUUUUGCAUUGACAAUGAGGCAUUGUAUGAUAUCUGCAUGCGCACACUCAAGCUCUCCAACCCAGCCUACGGCGACCUCAACCACCUCGUCUCCUCUGUCAUGUCAGGCAUCACCACGUGUCUGCGUUUCCCAGGCCAGCUCAACUCGGACUUGCGCAAGCUCGCCGUGAACAUGGUGCCCUUCCCGCGUCUGCACUUUUUCAUGGUGGGUUUCGCACCGUUGACGUCGCGUGGUUCGCACUCCUUCAGGCACUUGUCGGUGCCUGAACUGACGCAGCAAAUGUUUGACCCGAAGAACAUGAUGGCUGCAUCGGAUCCACGUCACGGACGUUACUUGACCGUUGCUACGUACUUCCGUGGUGCCGUGAGUAUGAAGGAGGUGGAGGAACAGAUGCGUUCCGUGCAAAUCAAGAAUUCCGCCUACUUUGUUGAGUGGAUCCCCAAUAAUGUCCAAACUGCUUUGUGUUCUGUGCCACCACAGGGACUCAAGAUGUCGUCGACAUUCAUUGGUAACUCGACAUCGAUUCAGGAGCUCUUCAAGCGUGUGGGUGAUCAGUUCUCCGCCAUGUUUAGGCGAAAGGCCUUUUUGCACUGGUACACGGGUGAAGGUAUGGAUGAGAUGGAAUUCACAGAGGCAGAAUCCAACAUGAACGAUCUCGUGAGCGAGUACAUGCAGUACCAGGAAGCGAGCGCUGAUGACCUCGAGGAGGAGGAGGCGUACGAGGAGGAAGCUUAAGAUUGGCUUUGUUGCAACGUACCUUUAGUCUCUUUUGCCUGCAGUAGACCCCAAAUUUGCCAUUGCUUUGAAU